Molecule: messenger RNA, 294 nt
Organism: Danaus chrysippus (African queen)
Lineage: Eukaryota; Metazoa; Arthropoda; Insecta; Lepidoptera; Nymphalidae
Source: the annotation of a GenBank genome assembly
AUGAAUAAAAACUUAUUUAAAAUGAUUUUGGCUAAAGUUUGGAUGUGUUUGGUUAUGGUGAUUGGUGCGCGCGCACGCUCUGCGCCGCCCGCCCCUGUCGGCUGUCAGUGGGACUAUUCGGACACAAAGUUGAGUGAAUCUAACUUUCUCACGUGUAACAUCAAAACCAUCGGCUCGGCUGACUUCUUAUUCAAAAAACAUAACCACGGCGCAGGCGUACAAUAUCAACAAGUUAAAACUGACAUGCACCGAUUUACUUUUCUUCGAAAGUUCUUUGCAUAUGAAUACUGGUAG